This is a messenger RNA of Clonostachys rhizophaga, 1089 nucleotides long. NCBI's taxonomy places the organism in Eukaryota, Fungi, Ascomycota, Sordariomycetes, Hypocreales, Bionectriaceae. The record is from the annotation of a GenBank genome assembly.
AUGGCUUCCACAGACCUUCCAAGUACCUACCGCGCAGCAGUUCGCCAGUCCGGCGGGGUUACUGCAACAACAUCUGUUGUGAACAUCGACAUUCCCAAGGUCGGCCCUGGCCAAAUUCUGGUCAAGAUCACUUGGACGGGAGUAUGUGGCUCUGACAAGUCCCUCCUGCGGGAUGAAUGGUCUGUUUUUGGAGUUGGCAUGAAACCAGAAACCAACGGCAUUGCCGGCCAUGAAGGGGCUGGCGUAGUUGUAGCUGUUGGGGAGAGCGCCAGUGGCCGCUGGAGUGUUGGCGAUCGAGCUGGCAUCAAAUGGAUUGCCAGCGUCUGUGGAGAGUGUGAAUUCUGUCUCAACGGCGUGGAUGAGGUUCAUUGUGUAAACCAGCUCAAUAGCGGCUUCUCCUCGCCGGGCACGUUCCAGGAAUACUGCCUGACAGAUGCUCGAUAUGCAACUAAACUCCCUGAUGGUGUGCUGGACGAAGAGGCUGGACCGAUCAUGUGUGGUGGCGUGACAGCCUACGGUGCAUGCAAAAGAUCGGAUGUCAAAGCUGGCCAAUGGCUAGUCAUUCUUGGGGCUGGAGGAGGCAUUGGUCACUUCGCGAUCCAAUAUGCCAAAGCGAUGGGUAUCCGGGUUAUCGCUGUCGACGGUGGUGAUGACAAGCGGGAUCUUUGCUUCAAACUUGGCGCAGAAAAGUUCAUCGACUUCAAAACCUCGAGUAAUAUCAGUGCCGAGAUCGCCAGCAUCACUCAGUACGGUGCCCAUGGUGUCAUUGUUUGUGCUGCCACCAAAGCUGCUUAUGAGACUGCCCCGACCUACCUGCGCCCUGCAGGAACUCUUGUUACCAUUGGUCUGCCAAAAGACGCUUCGAUUCUUGCAGGAGCCCCUCCAAUUAUGGUAGCUCUCAAGCGAUUGAAAAUCGUGGGCAGUGUUGUUGGGAGCUUGAAAGAAGUGGAAGAGGCACUUGACUUUACUGCGAGAGGACUGGUUAAGCCAAUGCUUAGCAAAGGAAAGCUUGAGGACGUGGACGAGUGGAUUGCUAAGUUGGACGCCGGUGGUGUUGUAGGCCGAGCAGUAUUGCAAGUUAGCAGCUGA